CCCUCCCCGUCACAAGGCCCCGCUGCGUCUCCGCCAGCGCAGGCCCAACGGAGCCGGCCGCCCGCGGGUGCAGGUGCGGACGCACCGGCCAUCACCGCGCGGCGCGCAGCGGACUCGGGGCGCAUCGGCCUGCGGCGCCCCGGAGCGGGGCCGCCUGCGGAACUUGAGGCCAUGUCCCAUGAAAAGAGUUUUUUGGUGUCUGGGGACAACUACCCUCCCCCCAACCCUGGAUAUCCGGGGGGGCCCCAGCCUCCUAUGCACCCCUAUCCGCCCUACCCUGGCACCCCCUACCCGCAGGCCCCUUUCCAGCCCUCCCCCUAUGGUCAGCCAGGGUACCCUCAUGGCCCCGCCGCCUAUCCUCAAGGGGGCUACCCUCAGGGCCCCUACCCCCAAGGGGGUUACCCUCAGGGCCCCUACCCCCAAGGGGGUUACCCCCAGGGGCCCUACCCCCAGAGCCCCUUCCCUCCCAACCCUUAUGGACAGCCACAGCCCUUCCCGGGCCAGGAUCCUGACUCGCCACAGCAUGGGAACUAUCAGGAGGAGGGACCCCCCUCCUACUACGACAACCAAGACUUCCCCGCCACCAACUGGGACGACAAGAGCAUCCGGCAGGCCUUCAUCCGCAAGGUGUUCCUGGUGCUGACCGUGCAGCUGACGGUGACCCUGUCCACCGUGGCCGUGUUCACCUUCGUCAAGGAGGUGAAGGGCUUUGUCCGGGACAAUGUGUGGACCUACUACGUCUCCUACGCCAUCUUCUUCAUCUCCCUCAUCGUCCUCAGCUGCUGUGGGGAAUUCCGGCGAAAGCACCCCUGGAAUCUUGUUGCACUGUCCAUUCUGACCGUCAGCCUGUCCUACAUGGUGGGGAUGAUUGCCAGCUUCUACAACACCGAGGCGGUCAUCAUGGCCGUGGGCAUCACCACAGCCGUCUGUUUCACGGUGGUCAUCUUCUCCAUGCAGACGCGCUAUGACUUCACCUCGUGCAUGGGCGUGCUCCUGGUGAGCAUCGUGGUGCUCUUCAUCUUCGCCAUCCUCUGCAUCUUCAUCCGGAACCGCAUCCUGGAGAUCGUGUACGCCUCGCUGGGCGCCUUGCUCUUCACUUGCUUCCUGGCAGUGGAUACCCAGCUGCUGCUGGGUAACAAGCAGCUGUCCCUGAGCCCGGAGGAGUACGUGUUCGCGGCACUGAACCUGUACACGGACAUCAUCAACAUCUUCCUGUACAUCCUUACCAUCAUUGGCCGUGCCAAGGAGUAGCCCAGCCCCUCGGCGGGCAUGGUGGCCUGGACCCCGCCCCUGACAUGACGAUGCCAUCUGUAUUUUCUUCUCUCUGUUCCCCAGGCACAGCCUGGGCAGACAGAGCCCCUGUGACCCUUGUGUGUGUGCACUGCAGACAUCCAUCCACGCGUGGACCGCUACGGCCACGGCGUGUCCUUCGGCCCGCCUUCCCUGGCCACGGGGCAGGGGGCCGCGUCUCUGUGCCAUCUUCUGUCCACCCACUGUUGCAUGAGCCCUGUCAGCCCACCCCAGGGGCAACACCAGGUCCCGGGGGAGAGAGCCACGCGGUGAGGGUGCACGUCUUUCCUCCUGUCCCAGCCCCCAGCCUGGCCUAGAUACCCUUUCCCGCCCCACCCUGGAGCACUGCCCUCUGGGGACUUGCAGGGUGGGGUCUCCUGUGCUGAGCCCUGAGAGCAGAGGCUGGCGUGUUUCAGGGAGAAGGAAGCCUGCCUUUCAUGCUGCUGUCAUUAAUAUUCCAAUAAAUGGUACCUUCUGCUCUCUGCU
Molecule: messenger RNA, 1776 nt
Organism: Perognathus longimembris pacificus (Pacific pocket mouse)
Lineage: Eukaryota; Metazoa; Chordata; Mammalia; Rodentia; Heteromyidae
Gene: Grina
Product: glutamate ionotropic receptor NMDA type subunit associated protein 1
Exons: 7
Coding region: 172-1251 (359 amino acids)
Biological process (GO): negative regulation of apoptotic signaling pathway
Cellular component (GO): membrane; Golgi apparatus; endoplasmic reticulum
Source: RefSeq, a predicted model, not a curated record